Messenger RNA from Dujonia railenensis, 945 nucleotides. NCBI's taxonomy places the organism in Eukaryota, Fungi, Ascomycota, Pichiomycetes, Serinales, Debaryomycetaceae. The record is from the annotation of a GenBank genome assembly.
AUGUCCUCCAGGUUGAAGCUCACCAACCAACACUUACAACCCAACCGUCUCUACAGUGGUGGUGCGGUAGACGCUAAGUCCCUUGGGUCUGUAAACCAAGGUGCCAAGUACACCACGGAUUUCAAAAAUUAUGCCACUCACAAUAAUAAAAUCGUAUCAUAUCUUCACGACAUACCAUUGCAAUUUGACUUGGCUAAUAAAACUGCGAACAUGGUAGUUGAAAUUCCUCGUUGGACCAAUGGAAAGUUUGAAAUCGAUACCAAACUUCCUGGUAACCCCAUAGUUCAAGAUGUGAAGAAGGGGAAGGUGAGAUUUGUUAAGAAUUUGUUCCCAAACCAUGGAUAUAUCCAUAAUUACGGAGCAUUCCCGCAAACUUGGGAAGAUCCUACCCACCUUAAUGAAGAUUUACAGUUGUAUGGUGACAACGAUCCGUUGGAUGUUUGCGAGAUUGGAUCAAACGUAGGAAAAUUGGGGGAAGUUAAGACCGUGAAGAUUUUAGGGUCUUUGGCGUUGAUUGACGAUGGUGAGUUGGAUUGGAAAAUCAUUGCCAUCGAUGUUACAGACCCAUUGUCUCAGGAACUUUUCGACAUUCAUGAUGUUUUUGUCCAAUGCCCUGGGUUGUUGGAGACUACUAGAGAAUGGUUCAGGGACUACAAGAUUCCUGACGGGAAGCCAAAGAAUAAGUUUGCCUUCAAUGCGGUAUACAAGAACCAAGAAGAAACUUUAGAAGUAGUCAAAGAAUGUGUAGAAGCGUGGAAAAGAUUAGUGAACGGAGAGGUUAGAAGUGAUAAAGUAGAGUUGCCCCUGCUUGAGAACGUUACUUUAGAAGGCAGUCCUGGUUUUGUCGAGAAGUAUGAUAUUAUUAUAGAUUCGGGGAAGGUAGACAUGGAAGAGGCGGAGUUGGGAGUUGAGGUGCAUAAGAACCACUUCAACACACAAAAUUGA